AUGAAGUUUGGCUCCUGGGCUCUGAUAGCCUUGUCAGGGCGCGGUCUCGCCGACACCAUUGUGUCAUUGAACAGUGCUGUCGCCAACUGUCCACCACUGGGAGCAGUUCUGCCAGCGCCUAAGAAGCCAUCCGCGGACGCGACAGUCCAAAAAGUCUUGUCUCAACUCGACGAAUUGAAAGAAGAGGUCGGCGCAGCGCUGCUCGGGAACGCAACGGCACUGUCACUUUCAGUCUCAUCCGCCUAUGAAGAUGGUAUUCUUGCCAAUCUGUCAUACACCCCGGAGCUAUACAACACCACAGGGACACAUACGGUAACUGGUGAUACUGUUUUCAGGAUAGCAAGCGUCAGCAAGGUCUUCACCGUCCUAGCACUACAUAUGCUGGGCGACAAGAUUAGCUUUGCAGACCCCAUCACUAAAUAUGUGCCGGAACUAAACCGGAUCAAGGCGCAGCAAAGCAUGGAUAACCGUGUUACGACACCUGAUUGGAAACGCAUUUCUCUUGAUGCCCUAGCUACUCAGCUGGCAGGAGUUGGAAACAACUUGGGAGACGACCUGGCCAACAACCCUGCUUUGAACCCGACACAGUACGGCCUUCCGGUAUUAACACCAGAAGAACAUAGUGAAUGUGGCGAUCUGCCUUCAUCGCCAACAUGUACCUGGCAGGAUUUCUGGAACGAUUUUGGUAAAUUACAUCCAACAUACGGUCCAUAUACUACGCCAGCAUACAGUGAUGCAGCAUACGAUAUCCUAGGCCUAGUGAUCGAGCGUGUAUCGAAUCAAUCAUACGGAGACUUCAUCCGGCAAAGAAUCUUUGCACCCCUUAACAUGACGCGCUCUUUUGUUACCAAGCCUGAAGACGAUAGCAUAGGCUUCAUCUCUAACGAGGCCAACUUCUGGAGUACGUCAUUGGGAUUUGAAGAAGCUGAUGGUGGUUUUUACUCCUCCUCAAACGAUCUUGCCAAGUUCGGCCAGGCCAUCCUGAGUUAUAAGCUUAUUGAUGAGGACACAACCAAAGCCUGGCUCAAGCCACGUACACAUACAUCCUCUCUAGGAAUCUCUGUCGGCGCGCCGUGGGAGAUCGGGCGCGCCAACAACCUUACUGUCGAUGGUCGCGUAAUCGACAUCUACGGCAAAAUCGGUGGUUUGACUGAUUACAACACCUGGUUCAUCGUUAUCCCUGACUACGGACUGACCCUGUCCCUGAUGACGGCUGGCCCAGAGUCCAGCCUAGGAACGCAAGUGGUGAUCGCAACUGAGGUCCUCAAGCCGCUCGUCAGAGCCAUCGAGGCAGCUGGCAAGGUCCAAGCAAACGCUACCUUUGCUGGCACAUACGCUAACAGUCAGACGAACAGCAGCAUCACGCUGGAAGUCGACGAUGAGUCGGGGCUACACGUGCAGAGCUGGCUUAUGAAUGGUCAAGACAUUCUAGAAACAUAUCCCAUCUUCUCCUCAGGCGCGGCAUCAUACUUAUCGGUGCGUCUGUUCCCUACCGGCUUGGAGAGCAGCAAUUCCUCGGCCUGGCGCGCCGUUUACAAUACCUUGGACCCGUCAGAGGUUCCGGCAGAGGACGAGUUGUCGUUCAUAUUACAGUUUGCCUGCCAUAGUUGGGAGCUUAUAGAUAAUGUGGUUUACGGAUAUAAUGGCCUGGAUGAUUUCGUGUUUGGGUUCAACAACGGUUCUUCUGCGACGAGCAUCACACCGCGGGCCUUCCGGCAGACACUCAUGCGAGCCGAUAUCCGAGAUACCAACCGGGAGAUCCUCCAAGCCGAGUCUCUCGACAUUUGUUCUCUUUUGCACAUUUUCUUCGCUCUGCGACAGUCCACUCGAUUCCAAAAGCCUUCAUCUAAACUUCUGACGCACGAGGUUACGGUCAAAACGUCCCGAGCAGGGCAGAUAAACCGGUAUUUCCUCUCGGCCGAAAGUAUGGCCAGUCAACCUGGUGACUACGCUGCUGUGCGCAAAGACAUCGCCGCCCAGCUCAAUAAGCCCGGUUAUGAUGAUGGUAGCGCAGGGCCUGUUUUUCUCCGUCUAGCAUGGCACUCCGCUGGCACGUAUGAUCUCGAGACAGACACAGGUGGAUCGAAUGGAGCGGGCAUGCGAUACGAGGCCGAAGGCGGAGAUCCCGCAAAUGCAGGACUUCAGGUUGCGCGUACUUUUCUCGAACCGGUGAAAGAACGACAUCCGUGGAUUACAUAUGCCGAUCUCUGGACACUGGCAGGCGUGGUUGCGCUGAAGGAAAUGGGUGGUCCGGAUGUGAAGUGGUUGCCUGGAAGAACCGACUACGUCGAUGAUAGCAAGCUGCCACCACGCGGUCGUUUACCCGAUGCGGAACAGGGAGCUGAUCACUUGCGACAAAUAUUCUAUCGCAUGGGGUUCAAUGACCAGGAGAUUGUCGCGCUAUCGGGAGCACACAACCUAGGGCGUGGACAUAUGGAUCGGAGCGGCUACGAUGGUCCGUGGGUGAACAAUCCGACUCGAUUCUCCAACCAAUUUUUCAAACUACUUCUGAACCUCGAAUGGAAACCGCGUACGCUGUCAAACGGAUUGAAGCAAUUCAGUUAUAGUGACCCUGAACUACCUGAAGACGAGAAGGAGGAGCCUUUGAUGAUGUUACCCACUGACAUGGUGCUUGCAUCCGACCCAGCGUUUUCGCCAUGGGUCAAGAAAUAUGCCGACGAUAAGGACCUUUUCUUUAAAGACUUUGCUAAGGCGUUUGGCAAGCUGCUAGAGCUUGGAAUCAAGCGUGAUGAACAGGGCAAUGUGACGAAUACUGAUAAUGUUCUUGGCGGAUACAUCUCAGCUCCAAAGAAGAGCAAUACGCCCCAGGGGAAGCCAGGGGCCCAAGGGCAGCACUGCGUGGCUAAGGCGAAGCUGUGA
Molecule: messenger RNA, 2880 nt
Organism: Talaromyces atroroseus
Lineage: Eukaryota; Fungi; Ascomycota; Eurotiomycetes; Eurotiales; Trichocomaceae
Exons: 6
Coding region: 1-2880 (959 amino acids)
Biological process (GO): hydrogen peroxide catabolic process; response to reactive oxygen species; cellular response to oxidative stress
Molecular function (GO): peroxidase activity; heme binding
Source: RefSeq, a predicted model, not a curated record